Dromiciops gliroides (monito del monte) is the source of this 789-nucleotide messenger RNA. RefSeq names its product ubiquitin-conjugating enzyme E2 C-like. The transcript has 3 exons. The record is from RefSeq and is a predicted model, not a curated record. NCBI's taxonomy places the organism in Eukaryota, Metazoa, Chordata, Mammalia, Microbiotheria, Microbiotheriidae. Bases 1 to 789 code for a protein of 262 amino acids.
AUGAAGGCAGCUGAAGCACGCACUGUGGAACCCUUACAGCUUGGUCAGAUGUGGAAGACACCACUGCAUCCUGGACUAUCAUCAGUCAUCCUUACAUCAGUCGUCCUUACUUUUGUCUUUCCACUGGAUUUUGAAGACUCUCAAAGGGAGAAGCACAAUUCCUCUGGAGAAACAGACGUCACUCCUGGGCUGCUCAUAAAUGAAAAUUCUUUGGGGGAGAGGGAAGAAGAAAAACCUUUGUUCCCCAUUGCCUCGCAGAACCGCGACCCGGCUGCUGCUAGUGCCGCCGCAGCGUCCCGUAAGGGGGCCGAGCCUGGGGUGGGCGCGGCCCGCAGAUCCGUGGGCAAGAGGUUACAGCAGGAAUUGAUGACCCUAAUGAUGUCUGGACACAAAGGAAUUUCCGCCUUCCCAGAGUCUGACAAUUUCUUCAAAUGCGCUGGGACCAUCCAUGGGGCUGCUGGGACAAUAUAUGAAUACCUGAGGUACAAGCUCUCCCUGGAAUUUCCCAGUGGCUACCCAUAUAAUGCUCCCACUGUGAAAUUUGUCACACUUUGUUACCAUCCUAAUGUGAAUACCCAAGGCAAUAUCUGUUUGGACAUCCUCAAGGACAAGUGGUCAGCUCUGUAUGAUGUCAGGACCAUUCUACUAUCUAUCCAGAGCCUGCUGGGAGAACCCAACACUGACAGCCCAUUGAACAUACAUGCUGCUGAACUUUGGACAAACCCCACAGCCUUUAAAAAGUACCUGCUGGAAACCUACAUGAAGCAGGUGACUACCCAGGAGCCCUGA